CCUAGACGUGACACCUUUUGCUUUAAAGAGCUCUCUCUCUCUCUCUCUCUCCCCCUCUCGCCGGAAUCCAAAACUUUCCGUUGAUCACUUUACUUUGGUUUUUAUCUUUUAGUGGUCACAUCAUCAUUUCCAAGGAGAUUUGGUGAACUUCUCGUCCCAGUUUUGUUAACUCUUUUUGGCUCUCUCUCUCUAGGCAAGGAAAAAAAAACUGAUAAUCAGCAAAACGCUCGAAGCUAGCUGGGGAAGGCUGGUCGUGGCGUGAUGGGAUUUUGCAUAUGUCCACUGGAGACUCCUGCGAGGUUGCUCUGGACUACUAGCUUCUUUCGCCACAAGCUUAUGCUUUUCUAAUUUACCUUGUAUACAUACAUAUAUAACAUAUAUACACACAAACACGCGUUCUGUUAGUUUUCUGUUGUAUCCCACUCGCCGGAGGAUCCCUAAGCCUGUGAAAUUUCGACUGCAAAAGACACCCAAGAUCAUAGAGAGAUAGUGAAGAUGGAGUCCGGACGGCUUUUCUUUAAUCCCUCUUCUUGCAACGGGAACAUGUUGUUCCUUGAGAACAGGGAUCCGGUUUUUCAAGAAGGUCCAAGAUUAUCAAUGUUGAACAUGGAGGUGGACACCUCCAAGAAGAGACCAUUUUUCAGCUCGCCGGAAGAAUUGUUCGAUGAUGAAUAUUACGAGGAACAGUUGCCGGAGAAGAAGCGCCGCCUUACUCCGGAGCAGGUGAACCUGCUGGAGAAGAGUUUUGAGGCAGAGAACAAACUGGAGCCAGAACGAAAGACUCAGCUGGCCAAGACGCUGGGAUUGCAGCCUAGGCAGGUGGCUGUGUGGUUCCAAAACCGCAGGGCUCGAUGGAAGACCAAGCAGCUUGAGAGGGACUAUGAUCUUCUCAAAGCUUCUUAUGAUUCUCUUCUCUCUAUUUACGACACUGUUAUCAAGGAAAAUGAGAAGCUUAAAUCUGAGGUCGUUUCUUUGACUGUGAAACUAGAAACCAAAGAAGUGACUGAAGCACCAGUACCAGGGCAAAAAUCUGACUCCGUUCCGGUGGAUACAGCCAAUGCAUGCGGUGUUAAAAUGGGUGUGAAGGUUGAGGACCACCUGAGUUCUGGAAGUGCCGGAAGUGCAGUGGUGGAUGAGCACAGUCCACAGCUUUUGGACAGUGGGGAUUCAUUCUUUCAGAAUGAUAACUAUGGAGGAUGUUUAAUUGGAGGCCCAGUUGAUGGCGUGCAAUCAGUGGAGGAUGACGGUAGCGAAGUUUGCCGAAGUUACUUCUCCGAUGUGUUUCUGAACACCGGAGGGCAGCUGUGGAUGUGGCCUUAAGGAGCUCCUUAAAACUUGUUGAUUACGUUAAUAUAAAAAGAAAUGGUAAAAAGCCAUUUGGGAGGCUGAGAUCCUGUGAAAGGUAUCUAAAGACUAAAUUAAUGAAUAAAAUUUUCAGGUGUUAAUUAGGUGAAUCAAAUGUUGUGUAUGUUUUAUAAAUUGUAUGACCUAAUCAGAUGUUGGGCUCCUUCUGUGUA
This is a messenger RNA of Hevea brasiliensis (rubber tree), 1517 nucleotides long. Its product is annotated as homeobox-leucine zipper protein HAT5. The record is from RefSeq and is a predicted model, not a curated record. Lineage: Eukaryota; Viridiplantae; Streptophyta; Magnoliopsida; Malpighiales; Euphorbiaceae. Gene Ontology annotation, cellular component: nucleus. Bases 496 to 1320 code for a protein of 274 amino acids. The transcript has 4 exons. Gene Ontology annotation, molecular function: sequence-specific DNA binding; DNA-binding transcription factor activity, RNA polymerase II-specific. Gene Ontology annotation, biological process: positive regulation of DNA-templated transcription.